AUGGAGCUAGCGUUGGCGAGCCUACUGUACCACUUUGACUGGGAGCUGCCGGCCGCGGAUGACUGCGCGCUGUGCGAUCAGCAGCCGGAGACGGCCGAACACUUGCUGGUGGCAUGUGUGUUCGCGAGGGAGGUCUGGCAUCGCCUCUUGUCCGCCAUCGGCCUCGUCCACCUUCUCCCGUCGGAGGCGUCACGGCUGGUGGGAUGGUGGCAGGAAAGCCGGGCCCUCCUUCCCCAUAACCUCAGACGAAGCUUCGACUCGCUCGUAGUGCUCGUCUCUUGGUCACUCUGGAAGGAACGGAACGCCAGAACCUUUGACAACACCAGCUGCACGCCUCCACAGACUCUUGCAAAGAUCAAAGAGGAGGCGAACGCCUGGCUCGCAGCAGGUUUCCGUGGUCUAGCCGCCUUCGCCGCUCUGCUCUAG
Messenger RNA from Sorghum bicolor (sorghum), 426 nucleotides. RefSeq lists its product as uncharacterized. NCBI's taxonomy places the organism in Eukaryota, Viridiplantae, Streptophyta, Magnoliopsida, Poales, Poaceae. Bases 1 to 426 code for a protein of 141 amino acids. The record is from RefSeq and is a predicted model, not a curated record. The transcript is spliced from 2 exons.